This is a messenger RNA of Cladocopium goreaui, 1524 nucleotides long. The record is from the annotation of a GenBank genome assembly. NCBI's taxonomy places the organism in Eukaryota, Dinophyceae, Suessiales, Symbiodiniaceae.
AUGACCUAUCCGCUCAUCUCGCGUCCAACGACAGCUCAACGGGGCGAAGUUCACUCAACCGGCGUACUCGUCAAUUCCCAGCGCAUGCGCAACUUUCUCCGCUUCUUUCCCAGCGAUACGGCAAACUCUGUGACGAUCCCCCUGACGACCAUUACCAAGCCCACGCCUCCUUCGCAGAUUAAAGGCAACUACGCCUUCGUCACGCUGGGUUGUCCCAAGAACCUCGUCGACAGCGAACGCAUGUUGGGCCUGCUCGAGCUGGACGGAUACCGCCUCGUGCAGAAUCCCGAGGGGGCCGACUUCGUGGUGGUGAACACCUGUGGGUUCAUCGAAUCGGCUCGGGCGGAAUCGCUGGCCACCAUCGACGAAAUGAUCGACCUCAAACGCGAUGGACGCAUCCGCGGGGUGAUCGUCUCGGGUUGCUUGGCAGAACGACAACGCGAGGAACUGCUCGAGUCGCGUCCCGAAAUCGAUCACUUAGUCGGCGUGUUCAGUCGCGACCAGGUGACCAAAGUGGCCGACCGACUCGUCGGCGGGCUGGAUGAGCAGCGAAACAUCUUUCAACCAGCACCCAUCGUGCCACUGCCCGAUCGCGAUCGGAUGCGGGUCACGCCAAAACACUUCGCCUAUCUGAAAAUAUCCGAGGGUUGCGACCGGCUGUGCACCUUCUGCGCAAUCCCCAAGAUGCGCGGCAAGCAUGUGACUAAGCCGAUAGAAGAAGUUCUGGACGAAACCGCCGAGCUGGCCGCCGAUGGAGUCCGCGAACUGAUUGUCGUCGCCCAGGACACAACCUAUUACGGAAUGGAUCGCUACGGCGAGCCCCGCUUGCGAGAACUGCUCACCAAAAUGGAAGAGGUCGAGGGCAUCGACUGGAUUCGUCUGAUGUACCUCUACCCGAUGUAUUUUUCCAACGAUCUCAUUGACCACAUCGCGGCCAGCAAGAAGAUCGUACCUUACCUGGACAUGCCACUUCAGCACAUCAACGACAACAUGUUGCGGAGAAUGUCCCGUCGUGUAACCCGUGCCGAAACCGAGCAACUUGUCGAUCGCUUGCGAAAUACCAUCGAAAACCUGACGCUACGCACGACCUUCAUCGUGGGCUUCCCCGGCGAAACCGAAGAGCAAUUCGAGGAGUUGGUCGACUUUGUGAAGGCCACGCGGUUUGAUCGGCUGGGCGUGUUCCCAUACUCAUACGAGCCCGACACACCGGCUGCCCGACUGCCCGAUCAAAUCGACGAAGAGGUGAAGCAAGCCCGAGUCGAACGCUUGAUGCAGGUCCAGCAGGAGAUCGCCUUCGAACUGGGCCAGGGCCACAUUGGUACUCAGCUCGAAGUGCUGAUCGACCGUAGCGUCGAAGAGCAGCCCGAUGCCUGGGUUGGCCGCACCAUGGCCGAUGCCCCGGAUAUCGACUCCGAGGUUUACGUCACCGGCGAGGGGCUGGCCACCGGGAAAAUGGUACUGUGUGAAGUCGUGGGAACGCAUGGAUACGACCUGAUCGCAGCAGCGAUUGGCCCAGCUCACUGA